This is a messenger RNA of Suillus bovinus, 1842 nucleotides long. RefSeq lists its product as uncharacterized. The record is from RefSeq and is a predicted model, not a curated record. The coding region runs from base 1 to 1842 and encodes 613 amino acids. The transcript has 8 exons. NCBI's taxonomy places the organism in Eukaryota, Fungi, Basidiomycota, Agaricomycetes, Boletales, Suillaceae.
AUGGAAGAUCCUGUGACAAAACUGUCUAAAAACCUCUCUAGCCGCGUAGAUGAGCUACUCCGGAACUCAUCACCUUUUGAAUUAUUCUCAGAUACUAAGAUAGAUGAUAGGUUACUAGAAAAAGCAAAGAUGAGACUGUGGAACGAGUGGCAGAAGGUUCAACUUUCCAGUUCUGCUGUACAAGUCAAGACUGGGGAGAUUGCCAAGAUUGAACUCUCCAGGGCUGCGGUCACCAUAGCUUAUGCUGCCGUUAAUAGCUUAAGGGCAGAUUGGGAUGUCCAUCUUGCAAAAUAUUUCAAAACUCCUUCUUUCAGCCACAUCUUGGAGCUGACCAUGUUUGUUGACAAGCACAGAAGGAUACUCACUUGGAACAGGCCAAUAGCUCGAUCAAGUCGCUCAGACCUGUCUUUGGCCAAGGCAACUGAAGAGAAAAACAGCCCUUGGCGUUCACAAGGUUUUGUCGUGCCUCCAGGGGGGGGGGGAGUUUGGAGUAGGGCGGGUGACUUUAUGCCCUGGUGGAUUCAUGCAGCACCAAGAGUUAGCCUUGGCCAAGCCAACCAGGUUGUACUAGAUCUUCCAGAUUUGGGCGCCCAACUAGGUUAUCCCCCUGGGACUAUGGUAUAUAUUGCAGGCAAGGUGCUGGAACAUGGAGUCCCAGGUUGGGGUGAUGGCGAGAGGAUCGUGAUUGCCCAUUUUAUCAAGGAUAAGGUCCAUGAUAAGCAAGGCAUUCCAAGGCCAAGCUUUCCGAUCCAGCAUGAUCUUCUCAAGCGGGUGGGGGCUGGUAGAGGUCUGAAACCUGUUUACCUGGAUGUCAACUAUAUUGCCUACAAACCUACAAUUGGAAGGAGGGGAAAGCCAUCAUGGCUCGAAUCUCGCGCUGAUCCACUGUAUGAAAUAUUGGGGAAACAUUCCUCCUCCUCGAGCCCCAGGAAACGAGCAAAGGAGGUCUUAAUGGAUUUGCCAGACAUCGAGACAUUCACUGACUUUGGUCUGGAAGGAGAGGCUGCUCAGGAUGCAAGAAAAACCAAGACCCAAAAUAACUUCAUAGCAGAGUAUUUGGCCUACCGGGAUCUAUAUCUAGACAUCAUCCUGGAAUUGGAACAAUUUACCCGUGCUGGCAUCUGUGAGACUUGCCAAAGUGCUGAGGGCAUAUUCAGUUGUUUAACUUGCACUGGAGAUCAUGGCUGGUGUCGCCCUUGCAUGGUCAAGUUGCAUCAGUCAUUACUGUUUCACAAAAUUCGUUUGUGGACCGGGAAGUGCUUCAAGGAUGUCAAGCUAGCUGACCAGGGUUUAAUAUGGUACUUAGGCCAUGGUGGAGAAUCUUGCCCUUGGUAUGAAGCUUCACAACUGUGUGACUCCGAGGUUGAAGCCUUGGCCCACAAUACCACCUCAGUCACUAUUGUACAUUCUUCUGGGGUGUUCAUGCAUAAUGUAGCAUGGUGUCAUUGCCCGGGAUCCAAUUCCCAGCAUGUACAACUCCUAAAAGUAGGACUAUUUCCUGCCAGCUUCACCUGUCCAAAGACCGCGUUUACCUUUGAGGUGUUGGAUCAUUUUCUCAUUGAUGCCUUGGAAUGCAAGACUUCUGCAAGGAGCUUCUAUGAGAAACUCACAAGGCUGACUAAUAAUGCAUUCCAAGAUACUGUCCCAGAUCGAUACCAUGAACUCAUGAGAGUAUCCCGGCUUUGGCGGGACUUAAAGAACCGAAAAUGGUUUGGAUUUGGCCAUGAUGUUAAACCAGAGCCUGGCCCUGGUGAUCUUGCUCUUUUUUGCCCUUCUUGUCUGCAGCCAGGAAUCAAUAUGUCUUUGCUUUGGGAGCAGAAGUAUGAAAGGCAAGUUGUUUAA